This is a messenger RNA of Polyodon spathula (Mississippi paddlefish), 4771 nucleotides long. Its product is annotated as potassium voltage-gated channel subfamily H member 1-like. Gene Ontology annotation, molecular function: delayed rectifier potassium channel activity. Gene Ontology annotation, cellular component: membrane. The coding region runs from base 89 to 2962 and encodes 957 amino acids. Gene Ontology annotation, biological process: regulation of membrane potential; potassium ion transmembrane transport. The transcript is spliced from 11 exons. NCBI's taxonomy places the organism in Eukaryota, Metazoa, Chordata, Actinopteri, Acipenseriformes, Polyodontidae. The record is from RefSeq and is a predicted model, not a curated record.
CAGACCUGGAAGAUAGUCCAGUGGAUUGUAUCAGCAGCCCAAAGCCCUGAACCGUGUGCAUACACACUGGACUGAAUGACGAGACAGAAUGGCAGGAGGCAGGAGAGGACUCGUGGCCCCUCAAAACACUUUCCUGGAAAAUAUUGUUAGAAGGUCUAAUGACACCAAUUUUGUAUUGGGUAAUGCCCAGAUUGUAGACUGGCCCAUUGUGUACAGCAAUGAUGGAUUCUGCAAACUCUCAGGAUACCAUCGGGCCGAGGUUAUGCAAAAGAGCAGCACUUGCAGGUACUUACAUGGUGAGCUCACGGACAAGGAAACGAGUGCAAAAGUCCGGCAAACCUUUGAAAACUAUGAGAUGAACUCAUUCGAAAUACUCAUGUAUAAGAAAAACAGGAUGCCUGUAUGGUUCUUUGUCAAAAUUGCCCCAAUUCGAAACGAACAGGACAAAGUGGUAUUAUUUCUGUGCACCUUUAGUGACAUCACAGCUUUUAAGCAGCCUAUUGAAGAUGAUUCAUCCAAAGGCUGGGGUAAAUUUGCUCGCCUGACGAGAGCUCUAACGAGCAGUCGAGGAGUACUGCAGCAACUCGCUCCAACCAUGCACAAAGGAGAAAAUGUUCACAAGCACUCCAGACUAGCCGAGGUGCUGCAACUUGGCUCUGAGAUUCUUCCACAGUACAAGCAAGAAACACCAAAGACUCCCCCUCAUAUCAUUCUUCAUUACUGCGCCUUUAAGACCACCUGGGACUGGGUCAUCCUCAUUUUAACCUUCUACACUGCUAUCAUGGUCCCUUACAACGUUUCUUUUAAAACCAAGCAGAACAAUGUUACAUGGCUGGUGGUCGACAGCAUUGUGGAUGUAAUAUUCCUGGUGGACAUCGUGCUCAAUUUCCACACCACGUUUGUUGGACCAGCAGGGGAGGUUAUUUCUGACCCAAAGCUUAUCCGCAUGAACUACCUGAAGACGUGGUUUGUGAUAGACCUGCUUUCUUGCUUGCCCUACGAUGUCAUCAACGCCUUUGAAAAUGUGGACGAGGGAAUCAGUAGCCUCUUCAGCUCCCUGAAGGUUGUCAGGCUCCUUCGAUUGGGCAGAGUGGCUCGCAAGCUGGAUCACUAUAUUGAGUAUGGAGCUGCAGUUUUGGUGCUGUUGGUGUGUGUGUUUGGACUGGCUGCUCAUUGGCUGGCCUGUAUCUGGUACAGCAUUGGGGACUACGAGGUCAUCAACGAGGAAACCAAUUCACUACGGACUGACAGCUGGCUUUAUACGCUGGGAGAGUCUAUUGGGAUGCCAUAUAGAUUUAACAUAUCGGGGAGUGGAAAAUGGGAAGGUGGACCAAAUAAAGACUCGGUAUACAUCUCUUCAUUGUAUUUCACAAUGACCAGCCUCACUAGUAUUGGAUUUGGAAACAUCGCCCCAACCACCGAUGGAGAGAAAAUCUUUGCAGUGGCCAUGAUGAUGAUUGGUUCUCUCCUGUAUGCAACCAUCUUUGGUAACGUGACCACAAUCUUCCAGCAAAUGUAUGCCAACACCAACAGAUACCAUGAGAUGCUGAACAGCGUGCGUGACUUCCUGAAACUCUACCAGGUCCCCAAAGGUCUGAGCGAGCGAGUCAUGGACUACAUUGUCUCCACCUGGUCCAUGUCCAGAGGCAUAGAUACUGAAAAGGUUUUACAGAUCUGCCCAAAGGAUAUGAGAGCCGAUAUCUGUGUGCACCUGAACCGCAAAGUCUUUAAAGAGCACCCGGCUUUCAGACUGGCAAGUGAUGGCUGCUUACGGGCCUUGGCCAUGGAGUUCCAGACCACCCAUUGUGCGCCUGGGGACCUGAUUUACCAUGCAGGCGAAAGUGUAGACAGCCUCUGCUUUGUGGUAUCGGGGUCCUUGGAAGUUAUACAAGAUGAUGAAGUUGUAGCCAUUUUGGGAAAGGGAGACGUGUUUGGGGAUGUAUUCUGGAAGGAAGUCACCCUGGCCCAGGCCUGUGCCAACGUCAGAGCACUCACGUACUGCGACCUGCACGUCAUCAAACGGGAUGCCUUACAGAAAGUCCUGGAGUUCUAUACAGCCUUCUCCAACCACUUCUCCAGAAACCUGCUGCUGACCUACAACCUGAGAAAAAGGAUUGUUUUCCGAAAGAUCAGUGAUGUGAAGCGUGAGGAAGAAGAGCGACUGCGAAGGAAGAAUGAAGCCCCGCUCAACCUCCCGCCAGACCACCCUGUGCGGCGGCUCUUCCAGAGGUUCAGACAACAGAAGGAGGCCCGGCUGGCUGCUGAACGAGCCAAAGGCCAAGAUGAGCCUGACGUGGAAAAGGGGUCAGUCCAGGUGGAGCACACACGGCCGGACGUGAUUGCCACCACCAGCAUCGUCACGGUUACAGAGAGUCCCGCCACCCCAGUCCCUUCAGUAUCGGUUAAUGCCUCCACUUCAAGAGAGUCUGACCGGGCAAAACUGCAAGCCCCCACAGUGUCAAACUAUGCAGGCAGCAAAUCAGCUGAGACCACCAAAGGAAAAGGCUGGAACAGAUUCAAAGACCCUGUCAGGAAAGCAGACAACUGGAACAAAGUUUCGAAAGCGGAAUCCAUGGAGACUUUAAAAGAAAGAACUAAGGUUCCCGAGGAGACUUCCUUAAAGAAAACGGAUUCCUGCGACAGCGGCAUUACAAAAAGUGAUUUACGGUUGGAUAAUGUCGGAGAGGUUCGGAGCCCCCAAGACCGAAGUCCUGUUCAGGCAGAUGCUAAACACAUGUUUUUACCAAUUCCUGAGCAAACCAUUCAGGCUUCAAUCUCAGAGCUAAAGCACGAACUGAAGGAGGACAUCAAAGCCCUAAACAACAGGAUGUCCUCCCUAGAAAACCAACUUGAUGAAAUUCUUAGAAUAUUAAAGUCUAGGAAAUUCCGAAAUUCACCCCAGGACUUGUUUGAAAUAUCAAGACCAGGGUCCUCUGAGUCAGACAAGGAUGACGUUUUUUAAUGAUUUUUACAUGGUUUGGAAAUUGGACUUCAAUGUAUGCCUUGGAAGAGGUGCAUGGACUAUGUGAUAAAACUACAUUUUAUCAACAGUACAGUGGUUACUUCUAAUAGUACAGGGAAAAAAUAAGUUUAUGGGCACAGAGCCAUUCAUGGUUCUAGUGUAUGGUAAACAUAGCAUAUCGUGAAGUUGUUCUUUGUUAUUGCAUCUGGGACUAUACUACUGUACACUAUAAUGUAUUUCCAUUUGAUUUCUUGUGUAAUCUAGCUGCAUAUCUGAGAUCUAAUAGGCUUUUUUUUUUUGUAGCAUUUAAAAAUGGAAGAGAGCAGAACUAUACUUUGAUUUAUGAAAGUAGCCUGCCCAUUUCUAACAGAUAACCAAUUUUAGAAUCGUUUCAAUUAAAAAAUAGCCCCGUUUGCUUUUAGAUCAUAAUUAAAUAUCAGUUUAACUCCUUUUUGGAUAAACAGAGCUGCUAUUCCCUUUUUUAUUUGAUGGCAACAAAAACUAAAAACGCUCAGGACCAUCGUAUUGACCCUGGUCUGAAAGAUCCUGCGUGAGUCAAGGUAGAUGUUUCAUGAUUCAUGUUUUAGUCCCCAGAUCCCCAGGCGUGGUUACUUAUUAACUUCUCUAGAAUAUCACACAGGCACCACAACAGUUCACAAGCAAAAUGUAACUACUGGCACAUCCCCACAUCAGUAUUGAUAUAUGUCCCGUUCUAGGGAUGUCUCAGUCCUUUUAGAUCCUCCUGUGUUUUUCCAGUAUCAGCCUGGCCAGAUAUUUACUAAUGCUAGGUUGUGAUCAGGACGAGAACCUGGAUGAGAUUUUGCUGGAACAAUUUACUUUCCCUGCUGUUGUGAGGAUACUUAUCCACCUUACCUCAGGUCUCAAAAUUAAAUGUGAAUUAAUGAUAAGUAACGGUAUUCCGUCAAACCAGUGGAAAACUGAAAUGUGUUUUUCGGACUGGUCUUCAAAUAUCAUUGUUAGUCUCUCUAGUUUGCGCUAUACAGUUUCAUGUUACUGCUGCUACUUCUCCUGUAUCUGUGUAAAACUCCUUGCUUGUAACCUUGGUUACCAGUUUUCUUAUCUCAUCAACAUUUUCCCAUACUGAAGGCAUGCCUCGUUGCGUAACACCAACGCACAUUUUAUUUCCUCUGCCUCCCCUCCUUCAUCUGCAUGUAUGGCUGUUUUUUUAAUAGAUUGUAAUGUACCCUAUAUUCAUUCCUGCUUUUCUAUUCCCCUAUAGUCAUAUGCAAAAUAAAAAAAUUAUGAGAUUAUAUAUAUAUAAUAAAAAAGGUAAUGUAGGUGCAUAACAAUAUGAAUAAUGGAUAAAAAAAAUUAUAUUAUAUCAGGUGGGUUUGGACUACAAGUCCUUCAUCAGCUGGAUGGAAAAAGCAACGCUGUAGACAUCACCAUCACUGCUUCUAAUUUGGCCAUCAACACCACCAUUUUCUACAAAGAAACAGACUCACAUUCAUACCUGAGAUACAACUCUUCACAUCCUAAAGCUUUUCGUGACUCCAUUCCGUACUCCCAGUUAUUAAGACUGAGAUGCAUUUGCAGUGAUGACAGUGAUUUUUUUAAACUAAACAUGAAAUGUAUGCAUUUUUCAGAAACUGCGGUUUUCCAGACACAACCAUUAGAGAAGCACAGUUACAUGUAUCUACGAUAAACUGAAAGGAUGCUUUGUACAAAAGCAACACAAGGAAUACUAAUAAUCAUAUCCCCAUUGUUCUUACUUGAGAAAAACUGCUUUUUUUAUUAUUAAUAAUAUCUUUAUUUUUAUAUAGUGCUUUUCAUAGUGGACCACCAUAA